AUGCCACCUCUGACUGGGGCCUGUGGAGGUGUGAGAGUCAGAGCUCCAGUGGUAGGGGAGAUAGUGGGAGGAUCCAGGGCACCCCAAGAUCAUGGUAGGAGAGGCCCUCAGAUGCUAGCUCCAUCGGGUGCCCCAGUAGGAGCUGCAGCAGGACCUUCAGUGCCUUCCCCGAUAGCAUGGAGAGAGAGACGAGGGACUCCGGCACACAAGUGUGGCACAGGUAGACGUACUCAUGACGAGAGCGGUCCACCAGAGCCUAUCGCUGAGGAUGAUGAAACAGAUGAGGACGAGGAGCCAGCAAGCCUGCAGUCAGAGUCAUCUGAUGGUGGAGGCGACGGCACCGGCUCGGGUUCUGAGAGCGGUGGCGAUGCUGAGGAUGGCUCCGAGGAGGGGAGCGGAGAUACUGAGGAGGGCUCCAGCUCAGAUUCAGAUAGUGGUGCUGAUGGCGAUAGCUCCGAGUCCAUGCCCAAGAAGAGAACGAAGAGGGCCUCUCGAUCCUCAGAUGGGCGUCACUAA
Molecule: messenger RNA, 516 nt
Organism: Camellia sinensis
Lineage: Eukaryota; Viridiplantae; Streptophyta; Magnoliopsida; Ericales; Theaceae
Source: RefSeq, a predicted model, not a curated record